AUGUUCACGGUAGCUGGGAAGGAUAACUUGGCGUCGACCAUCCGCAGAAUCGCAGAUGACCCAGCGAGGCGUACAACUAUGGUAGAGGAGGAGAUUAAGCGUACGAAGGAGCUUCAGCGGAAAAAUCUGCAGGAAUACGAAAGCACCGUUUCUUCCUUGUUAAUCUGUCUAGAAAACUUUGAUGUGGUGCAGAGCGACACACCUGAGAUUACGUGCGCCCUCACUGUGCUCGACAUAUUGCUAAGACUUGAUUUGACGACUAUUCAGAUGUCUCAGUGCAGCAGCUACGCCCGCCUAUGUCUCUGUGCUGUCAGUGACACCUCCAUUGCACCGGCAGCGGCGCGAACAUUUGCUGAGACGCUUGUGAAUAGUAUGACCUCCGAUUUUGCCCGUAUGGAGAUUGAUGAGACGCUUUCAUGGAUUGAGCUACCCGACGCCAGCAUGCGAGCUAGGAGAAUAUGCGGGUUAUUAGUACUGCAGCAGGUGGCACUACGCAUUCCAAUGCUGAUCCUUCCCAAGCUAGGAACUCUCUGUGAGAAGUUGUGGAGUGGACUGGCCUCCUCGGAUGAUAUGAUACGCGACACCUCCGCACAACUAUUUAAGGUGUGUGGGAAACUACUUAGUAACCGCUCACCGACACUGCGCAUCAAAACGGUGGAUACACUGCUGUCUCAGCUCAAGUCUAAUCUUGCCGCAAAGUCACGCGAGUCCAACUUGGCUGGUUUGCUGGCCUUUGAGACGGUGGUGAUGAGCUCCAUGGGUGGCUCUUCGCAGCCACGGUAUGAAGACUUAUCCAUUAUGUUGGUACCUUACAUAAUGUCUGGUGGGUCCUCGGCGAACUCUGAGCUUGUGCGGAAGUUGCUCUUUCACUGCCUAGUUGUGCUUUGCCGUUAUAACACGACAUUAUUUAUAAUCAAUCACCUGAAGGAUACGGUGAGUUUUGCGCUUAAGUCCAUUCAAAACUUAUUUCAGCACUGCACUGCUUUUGAUAUGCUUAGUGAAAUUAUUCCGAUGGUUGGUAAAGCGGCCUUUACGCCUUUUGUAAAGGAGACAUGUGAAGCUGUUUGCUUUAUAUCUGAAAUGUCCCCGACGCCGUGUUGGGAGUCACUCAAGUGUUUCUCGGUGAUAUUUAGAGAGUGUCCACCGCCGGAUGUUGAGAGUUACAUCGAGCCAUGCAUAGAAAAUGUCUUUAACUGGGGGUUGUCCUCACAGUUAAUUGAGUGUAUGCGGGAUAUUAUUUCAUUGUCCAGCAUCAAAGGCCGGACAAAGCUGGAGGAGGCGCUUCUUGAUAUGAUUUCUGUCACGCUGUGUGGCUUGCCGUUUCGCCAGGUGGCGGGGACGCGAAUAAAGACGGGUAAUCACCCAGACUCUGAGCCAACAGAGAGCCAAAUUGUGGUGGCACUUAAUGCUCUGAUACAGUUUGGCUUUUCGGAUUCUGAGCUUAUGGGUGACUUUCUUCGUGACUCGGUGCUUCCACUCAUCGAUAGCCCGAGUGCAUGCGUGCGGAAUGCCGCCGUUAAUACCAUUGUGUCUCUGUUAAUUCCACCUGGUAUAAAGGGGGAGUUGACAAUGUCCCGUAGAAUAUGUGUGGAUAUGAUUGUCUCACGCAUGCUUGUAGUUGGACUGGCUAAUCCAGAUCCGGUGAUACGUGCGACGAUCUUGUCCUCCUUCACCCAAUCGUUUUAUCCGUACCUGAGUGAAUUGCAGUUCCUAACGCAGUUAUUCUCGGCGCUUGGGGAUGAGGACAUAUGCUGCCGCAUUGCCGCCACAGGGUUGCUAUGUCGUAUGGUGAACCACUACCCGUCACAUAUUUUACCCAUUUUACGCAAAGAAAUAUUGCACAUUCUCUACACCCUUUCUAGCGAAGACACCGGGAAUAAGGUGUCUAACGGACUACUUUUGUUAGACGCAGUCGCAUCCAAUGCCCCACAAUUUGUGGUGAACUUGACAGACGGCAUUAUUAAAGUCCUUGGACGCCACCUUUCAUCUCUGGAAGUGAAUUCUCCGAUUUUGCAGUCACUGCUCCGCUGCUGCACUUCUGUGGCUCGUGCGGUGCGCUUUUUUGGACACAACGAACCCAUUUUUACGCUGGAGGUGGAGCGUGUGUGUGAGUUGCUAGACCUCCUGCCGCUUGACACGGAGUUUGUCGCCUCGCGUUUGUGGUGCCUGCGAUUUAUUGGCGCCACUUUAGGUCCUCAAAUUGGGGGACGUUCCCCAUACGAUGUAUAUCCGCAGCUGUAUCGCCGUCUUUCGGGGAUAUUAAAGAAUAGUGACGAUGACCUGGACCUUCGUCUUGAGGCACUACGCUGCGCUGGGACCAUUGGAGUCCUAGACACACGUGUCUUUCAGUCGCUGGGCUUAGGCCAAAGCACACAGCAAACAAAAUUAGAACGAAACAACUCACAUACACUUAGUCAUGCCAUGUGCUGCCGCCAUGUGUUACGAGCUAUUGCUUCCCUGUUGGACCCUGAUGAGAAGCGGGUCUCAGUUAGCAAGGACAGUUUGCUGCGCGUAGGCAUUCAAACUGUUCUCCACAUUGGUGAAUGCUGCCCAUGUUCGCGUGCCGGGAUGGCGGUCGUGAUUCCCGCUAUUGUGCGUGCGGCCAGUGAACUUUCUCCUGGCCGCCUGCUUGGCAUUGUCUUGCAUGAGUUGGCACAAAUUGUAAAGUGCGUAGGUCCGACGUCGCUUUCGGAUGUGGCAACGCUCCAUACUUUUUGCGAUGUGGCGUGGGAGCGGUGCCCUGUAUAUCGAUUUCUUGUUGUACGUCUGGCGUCAACAAUUGCCAGCCUUAGGGAGAAGGGGGAUCAAAAGUAUCUGCAGAGCGACGCACGCGUCCUUCCCAUUACACUUGACGCCCUGAAUGACUCAGAUUCCUCCGAGUAUUUACAGUAUGCCAUUUUGGAGUACAUUGUGAAGCACACGGAGACACUUCAGUUCUGUGCUGAGAUUGUGGUGCUUGAUCUCCUUCGUGCCACGCAGAGAAACCCCAUAGAAUUUGGAGUGUACGCUGUGACGGCGCUUCGGACGGUUUGCACGACGUUAAACGUUGAUGAACUCACCGGCGUCAUUGUGCGUGGGUUGCUUGCUGCGUUGAAGAUGCACUCCGCCAUCCUCAUGCAGGACACGGAGUAUACGUCUUUCACAAACCGAAUCAUGAGUGUCUUCUGCGUGUUGAUUGUGCAGUUGCAGGGUGAGUUCAUCAAGUACUCCUCGCAGGUCAUCCGAACACUCAAGACACUACGCAUCUCCAACGCUGAGUUCACAACGCUGCAGGGGCUUCUACUCAAAGGCGUCCCCUGUACCCUGAGCGCGAGUUUAUUGGCGGAGUAUCACGCUCAGGUUGUCUCGCUCCUUAAAAAGUGUGAGUUGAUGAUGACGCGAGGGAUAUCUUACCUUGGAGAGGUGUGGUCUGCACGAAACAAUGUGGAAGAUGCAGCUGUGGUAUUUAGCGAUGACGAGCGACCGCUUCCCUUGGCAGAGCAGCGAAUCAUUAACACACUUAAGACUACUCCACUUACUAAGGAGGAAUGGCUUCGCUGGAUUGAUCAAUUUUCUAUUUCUGUCAUGCAGGAGUCACCAUACCGUGUGUUUCGUUGUGUUUCACUGCCUAUCGGCACCAAUGCCACUCCGCUUGUGGAGCGAUCACCGGAGUUUACGCAGGAUAUAUUACGUCUUGCAUUUCGUGCACUUUGGAACUUUGGCAGUGCCUCCAUUCGCUCCUCCAUUGUUGACUUCUUCCGGCAAACGCUGCAACGACCCACUUGGUCCUCCACUGUGCCUGAUGACUUUAUCACUGCCAUGCUUUCUCUCGUAGAGUACAUGGAUGUCGUGGGGAUGACACUGCCGAUUGCGGCCAAUGACCUCUCUGAGUGUGCGUGGUCCCGCGGGAUGCUUGCAAAGGCGCUCUACUGGCGUGAGGCCGCCUACCGCGAGGAUCCUGCCAGCACAAUAGAGUCCCUCACCAUUCUGUACAGUGAGUUGCACCAGCCUGACUCCGCGGUUAGUCUGCUUGGUGGGGCAAGCGAGAGUCAGAAGCGCUACUUGCUUCAGCAGUCGGAAAUUCUGAGACUUCCAGGGUAUACAGAGGCCCUGUGUCUCACUCAGGAAGAAAUUGACAGAGAUAUGAUGGGAUCAGAAACGAGUAGUGAAAGUUUUGCGAAACUGUUGCCAUACCGAUCAAAGAAUUUGAGACGCUUUUGUGGAGUCGCAGGCCGUUACCACCCUGACGUCAGUACGUUUUUUCGUGGUGAAGACACGACUGUUGACCUUCAGCUGGAGCAACGGGUGCGACAGAUGAUGAGCUUAAGCGAGUUUGGGGACUACGACAAGGUGCUGCAGCAGUGGGGUGUGAUUUUUAACCAAUACAAGGGGAAAAAAGUGGAUACUGAGGAAAAUAUCCUUUUUUACGUCUCACAGUAUGCGGCAGAUGCCUCCAUCCGGCUUCAGUCGUGGGGCACGUUGGAGGACGCGCUGCUGUGGAUGCCGAAGGAUAGCGUGCACUACUACAUCUCACGGGCGGCGCUUAGUAUUCACAAGGGUCAGUACGAUGAGGCUUCGUUGGCAGUGAAUGAAGGCCGAAAACUUUUGCUAGAUGAUCUUGCUGGACUUUUGCACGAAUCCUACAUAAGAGCGUAUGAGAGCCUUGUCAUCGCGCAGGAGUUAUCUGAGUUGGAGGAGGUGGUGGCAGCGCAGCGUGUCAAGGAGACGGUGUCGACGCAGCACCUUUGUAGCAUUUCACGUUUGUGGAGUCAGCGUAUUUUGAUGAUGUCACCUACGGUGCCUGUGUGGAAACAGGUGCUUAGUGUGCGGGGGCUGCUAAUUCCCCCAAGUGAGGACGUUACAACACAGCUGCGGUUUGUAAAACUAUGCCGACGCGCAAAUGCGAAGCAGCUGGAGCGCUUCACUUUGUUGCAGUUGCUUGGCUCUCGUUGUCCCACCUAUGAGCAACUUAUGAGCCACAACGCCAAUCCACGUGUUGUGAUGCAGUACAUUGGUUUUCUUUCUGCAAAUGGGGAAUUGGGACCAAACGGUCCGUAUGGUCUUGAAAGUGAUCUGCUUAGAAAAUUGAUUGACACACAUUCUAAGGUAGAGAAUGCGACUUUGCUCUCCCGCGCCUAUGUCCGUCUUGGUACCAAGGCCGAGCUGUGGGAGGCGAUUGAAUGCUACAAGGCUGCGACGUUGUAUGACCCCAACUGGUUUCAUGCCUGGCGUAUGUGUGCUGAGGCUAAUGUUGAGCUGCUAAACACCAACUACUCAGACGCCGCGUAUGCUGCCGCAAUUGAGGGGUACAUUAAAAGCAUUAAGUUGGGAAUCUCCGACUCCACCAUGAUCCAAGACGUGCUGAAGCUUCUGACGUUGCUGAGUCGUCCCUCGGACUCGGAGGACGGGCUGAGAAAGUUACGUGAAAAGGUAUUAGAGGUCUCCUCACGGGCAUGGUAUUUGGUGGUGCCACAACUCAUCGCUCGCCUGGACUCGGGUUCCGAUGAGAGCUGUCAACUCAUUGCGGACAUUUUGACCCCGGUGGCCUUUGAUUACCCCAUCUCCUUGCUUUACCCAUUGAAUCUGUCGGCUAUGUCUGACUCUGAGCGACGCAAAAAGUUGGCACACAUGAUUCUUGAGAAACUGAAGUCUAAGUUCCCUGUCAUUGUCCUUCAGGGUCGUCUUGUUAUUGAUGAGCUACUACGCAUCUCGGACUUGGUGUACGAGAAGUGGUACGAUCAGCUAGACGCCGCCGCCAAUGCCUUUUUUGGCCGCCGGCACUACCAUGAGAUGGUCGAAAACUUGCUGCUUCUGCAUGAAGAGCUGCAUCGGGCUCCGGAGACCAUUGUGGAGGCCGAGUUCACUUGCAAGUAUAGCAGCAGCCUGCAGGAGGCACAAGAGUGGCUACAGUCCUACAAGCGAACAGGGUCUGUUGCAGAUUUGCAUUCGGCGUGGCAUAUCUAUCAUUGCGUGUAUCGACAGAUUGACGCGCACGUACGGGCCCGGAAUCGAUUGCAAUUGCCAUUUUGUAGUCCGAAACUUUUUGAGGCGAGAAACCUUUCAGUGGGCAUUCCCGAUGCUAUGCCAACAGACGAGGGUAGUGUGUCCUGCAUUGCCUCGUUUAACGACACGCUGGUUGUGAUUGCGAGUAAGCAGCGACCAAAACGCCUAAGCGUGAUCACCACGGAGGGUAAAAAACAAAAAUAUCUUUUAAAAGGACGAGAGGACUUGCGGCUUGACGAGCGUGUGAUGCAACUUUUUCGCCUUGUGAACUCACUUAUGAUGUCCGACUCACGCGCCUGCAAAAACUCUGGGUUUCAGAUUAAACGCUACUCCGUUACUCCAUUGAAAGACACUGUGGGGAUUAUCGGCUGGGUGAGUGGGUGCGACACCCUUCACGAGUUGGUCAAGAAGUAUAGGACUUAUCGUGGGGUUCCGGCUGAGUUGGAGUUACGAAUGCUAAAUCAAAUUAUCGUCUUUGACCAGCCCAGGGCAUAUGAUUUUCUUACUGUGAUGUCCAAGGUGGAGGUCAUGGAAUUUCUUGCUGAUCAUACGACAGGGCAUGAUAUUCGGAAGGCGAUGUGGACCUCUGCUGCUAGUUGUGAGACAUGGUUGGAGCAACGACAAGAGUUUACCACGUCCUUGGCGGCCACAAGUAUGGUGGGGUAUAUAUUGGGUUUGGGCGAUCGCCACCCAAAUAAUAUCAUGAUCCAACGUACGUCUGGGUUAAUGGUCCACAUUGAUUUUGGUGACUGCUUUGAGGUUGGUAUGACGCGCGACAAAUUUCCUGAAAAGGUCCCUUUUCGGCUUACGCGAAUGCUGCGCAACGCAUUGGAUGUUUCAGGUGUUGAUGGGGCAUUUCGUACAAGAGCAGAAGUAGCCAUGUGCGUCUUACGCGAUGGCAGUCACAGCGUUCUUGCCAUACUGGAGGCCUUUAUUCAAGAUCCACUGAUCUCGUGGCGUUUACUGAACCGUCCAGGAGAGGAACCACAGUCAUCGGCGGAACACCAUACCUUUGAGCAAAUGAGACCAAGAAAACUCUACUCUCCCGCAGUAUUCAGAGGGAAACCACCUGCGGAUAGUGUCUCAACCGAGGCUGUCCGAACUGCCCAUCAUGCAUCUGUGCGGGAGGAGGUUGACAUGACUCACAAGGGCGUCACCAUCUUUGGGCGUGUGCGCUCAAAGCUAAAAGGUGAAGAUUUUAUGCAAACAGCAUUGGCCUCUGCGAGCAUGGAUCCAAAGGCACAGGUAGCCCGUCUCAUAGUAGAGGCGACGGAUAUCACAAAUGUUGCGCAGUCGUGGUCCGGCUGGUACCCGUUUUGGUGA
Trypanosoma rangeli is the source of this 7305-nucleotide messenger RNA. Its product is annotated as peroxidase/phosphatidylinositol 3-kinase/serine/threonine-protein kinase HSL1,negative regulator of Swe1 kinase. Lineage: Eukaryota; Euglenozoa; Kinetoplastea; Trypanosomatida; Trypanosomatidae. Gene Ontology annotation, biological process: TOR signaling; negative regulation of macroautophagy. The record is from RefSeq and is a predicted model, not a curated record. The transcript has a single exon. Gene Ontology annotation, cellular component: TORC1 complex; nucleus; TORC2 complex. Gene Ontology annotation, molecular function: protein-containing complex binding; protein serine/threonine kinase activity; protein binding. Bases 1 to 7305 code for a protein of 2434 amino acids.